Messenger RNA from Malania oleifera, 2535 nucleotides. RefSeq names its product DEAD-box ATP-dependent RNA helicase 16. Gene Ontology annotation, cellular component: nucleolus. Lineage: Eukaryota; Viridiplantae; Streptophyta; Magnoliopsida; Santalales; Ximeniaceae. Bases 178 to 1947 code for a protein of 589 amino acids. The transcript has 15 exons. Gene Ontology annotation, molecular function: RNA helicase activity; nucleic acid binding; ATP binding. The record is from RefSeq and is a predicted model, not a curated record.
AUGCUGGCCCCCAGCCCAGCCCAGCCCAGCCCAUUCUCCUCCUCUUCUCUUCUCGCAGUCUGAAAACAGAUGGUGAUAAACCAUAAACCCUAAAUCAUCCCGGCAUCUUCCCCCGCUCUUCUUAGUUUGUUUAGCGCUCUCCGUUCAAAUUCCCGAUUGCAGUAGUCCUCUAUUUCUAUGGCAGAUUCUAAGGAGAGCAAGGCCGAGCACCAGCUAGAGGAAGAAGAAGAUGAAGAACAGAGCUUCGAACAGCUUGGGUUGGACCCUCGCCUCAUCCGUGCCCUGCUGAAAAAAGGCAUUGACAAGCCCACACCAAUCCAGCGCGCUGCCAUCCCUUUAAUCCUUGAAGGCAAGGACGUGGUUGCUCGGGCAAAGACUGGUUCAGGGAAGACCCUUGCAUACCUUCUUCCUUUGCUUCAGAAGCUGUUUUCUGAUUCUGAUUCCAAGAGCAAGCUUGUCCCGAGGGCGUUCGUUCUUGUCCCGACACGAGAACUCUGUCAGCAGGUUUAUUCAGAGGUCUCAUCUCUUAUUGAAUUAUGCAGAGUUCAAUUGAAAAUUGCGCAGUUGACAAGUAGCAUGACUGCUUCUGAAUUGGGAGCUGCUUUGGCUGGGCCACCUGAUAUUCUAGUCGCCACACCUGCUUGUAUACAAAAAUGCUUGUCUGCCAGUGUACUUCAAACAACAGCCAUCAAUGAUUCUCUUUCAAUCCUUGUUCUGGAUGAGGCAGAUCUUCUUUUGUCAUAUGGCUACGAAGAUGAUCUAAAAUCUCUUACGGCUUAUGUCCCCAGGCGCUGCCAAUGCCUUCUAAUGUCUGCAACUUCGAGCACUGAUGUCGAGAAGCUGAAGAAGCUGAUUUUACACAAUCCCUUCAUUCUGACACUGCCCGAGGCAGGAGAAAUUAAGGAUGAGAUUAUUCCUAAAAAUGUUCAGCAAUUUUGGGUUUCAUGCAGUCCUCGUGAUAAGUUGCUUCACAUCCUCGCGCUCUUGAUGUUUGAUUUGGUUCAGAAAAGAGUGCUGAUAUUUACUAAUACAAUUGACAUGAGUUUUAGGUUGAGAUUGUUUCUAGAAAAGUUCGGAUUCAAGUCUGCUGUAUUAAAUGCUGAGUUGCCACAGAAUUCACGUCUUCAUAUCCUUGAGGAAUUCAAUGCUGGGCUUUUUGAUUAUUUGAUUGCAACUGAUGACAGCCAAACGAAAGAAAAGCAUCAAGCUGAUGAGAAAGGUCACGUGGCACCAAAGAAAUCUAGAAAGCAGGGCAAGAAAAAAUUGGAUUCUGAAUUUGGAGUGGUGAGGGGAAUUGAUUUUAAAAAUGUGCACACGGUUAUUAACUUUGAGAUGCCUCAAAAUGCUGCUGGGUAUGUGCAUCGAAUUGGGCGUACUGGAAGAGCGUAUAACACUGGUGCAUCUGUUUCUCUUGUUUCUCCGAAUGAGAUGCCAAUAUUUGAAGAAAUUAAAUCCAUUCUGGGUGACAAUGAAGGUGGGGACUCGGGCUUUAUAGCUCCUUUUCCAUUAUUAACAAAGAAUGCAGUGGAGUCUUUAAGAUAUAGAGCUGAGGAUACUGCCAAGAGUGUGACUAAAAUUGCUGUAAGAGAAUCACGUGCAGAAGAUCUAAGGAAUGAAAUUCUCAACUCUGAAAAGUUGAAGGCUCAUUUUGAAGUUAAUCCGAGAGACUUAGAUUUAUUGAAGCAUGACAAGGUUUUGAGCAAAAAGCCCCCUCCUCCUCACUUGCGUAAUGUACCUGAGUACCUUUUGGACCCAACAACACAGGAAGCCAGCAAGAUUGUUAAGCUAGCUAGAGCCGCCAUGGGAAAUAUGAACAAUGCUCGUCGCCAAGGGUCCAGGAGAAAAUUCAAAAAAAGUAGAGACCCUCUCAAAACCUUCUCAGCUGAGGCUCCAAAGGGAGGUCCCAAAGGUGGGAAGAAGAGGAAGAAGGGAGAAGACAGGGAUUGACCGCUGUUAACAGAAGCACAGACAUUCUGCCUGAUCUACGUCUCCUGUAAAUCCGAACACCUGCAGUUUUUGCUUCAAAGCUGGGUGAUAUAUAUAUAUAUAUAUAUAUAUAUAUAUAUAUAUAUAUAUAUAUAUUCCCUUUCAAAUGGCGGUGAAUCCAGAUUUACAUCGACCACAAAAUCUUCGCACUGAUGCCCUUGGGCUACAUUGGAGGGUGUACUUGUCAGGGGGCCAAUUGUCCAACAUCAUGCCAGCAGAUUUGUGAGGCCUCUUCUGUGGACACCAGUGUUUUCAGUUCGCAUUUUAGUGCAUCUUCAGUGACCUGUUCUUAUAUCAUCAAUUCAUUGUGUCAAAUGUAUCAGGGUGUUUUUUUUUUUUUUCUCCAUAGCAAAGGUAUUGUUUGAGAGAAAUUUUUGCUGUGUAUUGAGAGGCGAGGGAGAGCUAGGAUUGAAGCAAUGGCAAGCAACAGUAGCUAUUCAGAUGUCUUUGUAUUAUUUUUCACUCCUUUUUAAGGCUAUUUCCUUCUGAGAAUAUUUAUUGUCCAUAGAGGCUGACACUUGGCUAUAUAUCAGGAGGUAAGUUAUCUUC